Uloborus diversus is the source of this 1716-nucleotide messenger RNA. Its product is annotated as bis(5'-nucleosyl)-tetraphosphatase PrpE [asymmetrical]-like. NCBI's taxonomy places the organism in Eukaryota, Metazoa, Arthropoda, Arachnida, Araneae, Uloboridae. Gene Ontology annotation, molecular function: endopolyphosphatase activity; phosphatase activity. Gene Ontology annotation, biological process: polyphosphate catabolic process. Gene Ontology annotation, cellular component: cytoplasm. The record is from RefSeq and is a predicted model, not a curated record. The coding region runs from base 370 to 1230 and encodes 286 amino acids. The transcript is spliced from 3 exons.
CUUGAAUUCAUUCUAUUGUUUCGAUUAACAUGAACUAUCUUUUCUUUUUCAAAUUCAAGCCAAGAGGUUUUCUUAGCUCCUUGAUUAAGUUGCUUUCUUAGAACACUUCUUCAGAUUGAUCAGACUCCACCUAAAUUAGAAAAUACAACAACUCAAAAUGAAAGCUGUAAUUCUUUUGCUGGUUCCAAGAUUCACGAUCUCUCCUCCUUCUGAACAAAUAAAACCUUCUAAUAGUUGACACAACAGAAUGGAAGCACACUAUUUGCUCUGAAGUUGAAUGUUGGCACACAAAAUUAAACGUUGAUAAGCAGCAAGACGGAUCAAAAACGUAUUUUUAAAAUCCUAACACCAAGUUUUAAAGCUGUUACAAUGAUAGGCCCGUUUGAUUUGACGUACAUCUCUUGUGUCCUUCUCACGUGGUACACACCACAGAAUACCCCUUCUCCAGAAUCUGCAGAGGGAGUUCUGUACCCUCUACCAGAAAAUUUACACGUCACACUUGACGCCAAGUACGUGGAAUCCUUCGACGAAAUCUUCAUCAUUGGAGAUGUGCACGGCUGCUACGACGAGCUCUUGAUGCUGAUCCAAAAAGUUGACGUACCCGGAAGGAACAUUCUGAAGAUUCUAGCAGGCGAUCUUGUCGUGAAAGGACCGAAGAACAUCGAAGUCCUGGACCUGGUCAAAGAUUCAAAUUCCAUCAUAGCUGUCAGAGGAAACAACGAGGAGAAAGUUCUGAAAGAAUAUUUUCGAAUGCAAAAUGGCGACUACGAAUUGAAGAAGAGCGACGAGUGGAUCAGGGAUCUAACCCCAGACCACAUACGGUACCUAACAGAGUUGCCUUACACAAUCUCCUUACCUUCAGUGAAUGCUGUUGUAGUUCAUGCUGGUCUUCUCCCCGGAGUUCAAGUGGAAGCCAACGAUAUCCAUGCCAUGGUCAAUAUGAGGAACAUCAAGAUCAACUUCCAGGAGGGAAGCUUCAAAGCACUGGAUAAUGUAUGCGAAGGUGAAGCAUGGGCGUCUUUGUGGUGUGGUCCUCAACAUGUUUUCUUCGGGCACGAUUCCAGGCGCAUGCUUCAAAUUGAGAGGGCAGCUACUGGUCUUGACACCGGUUGCGUGUAUGGGAAGAAUUUGACGGGUAUUUUCGUCAGUGGGCCUCGUAAAAGUCAAUUCAGACAAGUAGCAGCUUUAAAAGAAUACCGCGUUCAGAAGCCUAAAUUUUGUAAAAAAUAGUUUUCUUUGACUUAAUAGGAAGACAAAAGUAGCUGUAAAGAAAAACCAUAGCGGUUUCUGAUUUAAAGUCUCGAAAUCAGUACCGUAAACCAGGACAACUUUGCUAAGUGGGCUUAGAAAAUGACAAAGAUGUCCCUUUCGCAAAAGUGUCCUGGUUGACGGUGAUAAAAAAACGCAAGUAUGAUUAAAAGAAUCCACUGUUGCUCUUAAUUAUAAUUUCCAUUAACACCUUUAUUGAACAACAGUUUAAAAUAUACUUCAAUUUUCUUCUUCUUUAUUGUACUGUAAAAAGUUGAAUGAAUAGAUAAAAUUCUGGCCACAUAUGUACCGAUUGUUACAAUAUUUGAUUGAAAAGGGCAACUUUUAAUUAUAAUGUUACCAUAAUUUGUACGAUUUUGAAACUCAAUUUGUAAUGCAUGAAUCAACACUUCAGCUGUUUUGUUUUGUUUUUUUUUUUGUAUUUCAAAUUGUGAAUUAAAAAAUAUU